UCCCAACUCCCAACCUCCACCUGCAUCAAUCAUCGCUCGUCCAUCACCACCGUGCCGCCUGUGCCUCUCCACUCCACUCCACUCUGCUCAGCUCACCUCCAUAAGGUUUGGCAUGGAACUGGGACUGGGAGCUCCAACUUCUCCGCCGCCAUGGCGUGGCCAUCUCCUCUUCCGCGCGCUCGUCAUCUUCCUCUGCCUCUGGGUUACAUCUGAGGCAAAUGAACAACAUGUGGAACUACCACCAAGAGGAUGGAAUUCCUAUGAUUCUUUUUCUUGGACGGUUGAUGAAAAUGCAUACUUGCAAAAUGCAAAGAUUUUGGCAGAAAAGUUACUACCACAUGGAUAUCAGUAUGCAGUUAUUGAUUACCUGUGGUACCGGAGGUAUGUUGAUGGGGCAUAUACAGAUUCGUAUGGGUUUGACAACAUUGAUGAGUGGGGUCGACCGUUUCCUGACCUCCAAAGAUUUCCAUCAUCCAAAUAUGAUAAAGGGUUCAGUCAAAUUGCCAAUAAGGUUCAUGAGAUGGGCUUGAAAUUCGGCAUCCAUUUAAUGAAAGGAAUAAGUACACAGGCUGUUAAUGCGAACACACCCAUCUUGGAUAUUGAGACGGGAAAACCCUAUGUAGAGAACGGUCGGCAAUGGGCAGCUCGUGACAUUGGCCUGACCCAUAAAACAUGUGCAUGGAUGCCACAUGGAUUUAUGAGUGUAAAUACGAAUAUUGGAGCUGGACGGGCCUUCUUAAGAUCUCUUUACCGACAGUAUGCGGAUUGGGGUGUUGAUUUUGUGAAGGUUGAUUGUAUCUUCGGUACUGAUUAUAGCCCGGAAGAAGUAAUAACUAUUUCGCAGCUCCUGCAAGAGCUUGACCGCCCAAUAGUACUGUCCAUCUCACCAGGAACUGAAGUCACUGUACCAUUAGCUGAAAACAUCAGUGAACAUGUUAAUAUGUAUAGGAUAACAGGAGAUGAUUGGGACAACUGGAAAGAUGUUAGUUCACAUUUUACUGUGUCAAGUGCCUUCGCUGCUGCGAAUAAGAUCGGGGCCACUGGAUUACGAGGAAAAUCUUGGCCAGAUUUAGACAUGCUUCCAUUUGGCUGGCUAACUGAUCCGGGUGUCAAUCAGGGCCCUCAUAGGCCGUGUAACCUUACAUUUGAUGAACAGAAAGCACAGAUGACACUUUGGUCAAUGGCUAAGUCGCCUCUCAUAUAUGGAGGAGAUCUGAGACAUCUCGACAAUAGUACAUUCAGCAUUAUGACGAAUCCUACUCUAUUGAAGAUAAAUUACUACAGUAAAAAUAACAUGGAGUUCCAUUAUGUGUAUGGUGAGACGACUUCUAAUACCAGACAUUCUGGUCACUUGAGUCCUCGAUAUACUGUAAACCCGACAAAACAUGAUGGCAUGGUCGUGGGUCUCACUUCCUGCACCAAUGACCAAGCUAAUGGAUGGUUUGUAUUUCCACAAGAUGGGAAGUCAGAUCAUAUAUGCAGGAUCUAUGAAACAGAGAAUGGCAAAAAUGUCUCAUUUUGCUUGGGGAAAACAAAACCUCUUCUUGCCUCGGAUGAUGAUAUCAAUGAAAAGGAAGAAGACCAAACAAAGUUCCAUCUGGCAGUUGCAGACAUUAAUGAUUCUUGUUUGGAUGCAUCUGCUAGUCGGCGGCGGACUGCCUCAGAGGUUAAGCUUCUCAUGUUCUCCAGGUGCAAAUGGCAUGCAAGGCAGAUGUGGGAGCUGAAUGACAAGGGUAACCUUGUGAGCAGCUAUUCAAGAUUAUGUGCCACGGUGGAAUCCAGCAAGGAAGCAGUAGGUAUUACUGGAGCUCGUGCAUGGAUUGCAACUGGAAGUAAAGGGGAAAUCUACCUCGCAUUCUUCAACCUUGACUCAGUGAGCCGGAAGAUAACCGUGAGAAUAUCGGACCUGGAAAAGGUUCUUGGGACAGCCUUCGUACGAAAACACUCGUGCAGCUGCAGUGAUGUUUGGAGUGGGAGGAAUCUUGGUCUCGUCGAGGAAGAGAUCUCAGCGGUGGUGAAUCCACACGGUUGCGUGGUGUUCGAACUCAUGUGUUGAGGAUUUGAGGUUUGCCAGACUAGUCACGGUGGGAAUAAUUUUGGGAGCCUACCGCAAUCCCAUGAUAUGAUAUGAUGUAAGCCUACCCUGAACAGCGUGAACCUUGAACAAUAUUGGGUAGUUCGUUUCCAGGUCA
Triticum urartu is the source of this 2192-nucleotide messenger RNA. Its product is annotated as Melibiase family protein. Lineage: Eukaryota; Viridiplantae; Streptophyta; Magnoliopsida; Poales; Poaceae. Gene Ontology annotation, biological process: carbohydrate metabolic process. Gene Ontology annotation, molecular function: hydrolase activity, hydrolyzing O-glycosyl compounds. The record is from RefSeq and is a predicted model, not a curated record.